AUGCCGAGGAACCCGGGCUUCUCCGAGCCUGAGUACUCGGCCGAGUACUCCGUCAGCCUGCCCUCCGACCCCGACCGCGGGGGGCGCCGCACCCAUGAGAUCUCAGUCCGGAGCUCGGGGCCCUGCCUCUGCCUGCCCCGCUUCAUGCGCCUGACCUUCGUGCCCGAGUCCCUGGAGAACCUCUACCAGACCUACUUCAAACGGCAGCGCCACGAGACCCUGCUGGUGCUCGUUGUCUUCGCCGCCCUCUUCGACUGCUACGUGGUGGUCCUGUGUGCGGUGGUCUUCUCCAGUGACAGGCUGGCUCCCCUCCUGGUGGCCGGGGUCGGGCUGGCGGUGGACGUCCUCCUCUUCGUGCUCUGCAGGAAGGGGCUGCUCCCGGACCGGGUCACCCGGAAGGUGGUGCCGUACCUGCUGUGGCUGCUGAUAAUGGCCCAGACCUUCUCCCACAUGGGCCUGGGCUUUGCCGGGGCCCACGCAGCCAGUGACACAGUGGGCUGGCAGGCCUUCUUCGUCUUCUCCUUCUUCAUCACGCUGCCCCUCAGUCUUAGCCCCAUCGUGACCAUCUCUCUGGUGUCCUGCGUGCUGCACACGCUCGUCUUGGGAGUCACUGUGGCCCAGCAGCAGCAGGACAGGCUCAGGGGGAUCCAGCUGCUGAGGGAGAUUCUGGCCAACGUCUUCCUGUACCUGUGUGCCAUCAUCGUUGGCAUCAUGUCCUACUACAUGACGGACCGCAAGCACCGGAAGGCCUUCCUGGAGGCCCGCCAGUCCCUGGAGGUGAAGAUGAACCUGGAGGAGCAGAGCCAACAGCAGGAGAACCUCAUGCUCUCCAUCCUGCCCAAGCACGUGGCGGACGAGAUGCUGAAGGACAUGAAGAAAGACGAGAGCCAGAAGGACCAGCAGCAGUUCAACACCAUGUACAUGUACCGGCAUGAGAACGUCAGCAUCCUGUUUGCGGACAUCGUGGGCUUCACCCAGCUGUCUUCUACCUGCAGUGCCCAGGAGCUCGUGAAGCUGCUCAACGAGCUCUUCGCCCGCUUCGACAAGCUGGCGGCGAAAUACCACCAGCUGCGGAUCAAGAUCCUGGGCGACUGCUACUACUGCAUCUGCGGGCUGCCCGACUACCGCGAGGACCACGCCGUCUGCUCCAUCCUCAUGGGGCUCGCCAUGGUCGAGGCCAUCUCGUACGUGCGGGAGAAGACGAAGACCGGGGUGGACAUGCGCGUGGGGGUGCACACGGGCACCGUGCUGGGCGGCGUCCUGGGUCAGAAGCGCUGGCAGUACGAUGUGUGGUCCACCGACGUCACCGUGGCCAACAAGAUGGAGGCUGGCGGCAUCCCUGGGCGUGUGCACAUCUCCCAAAGCACCCUGGACUGCCUGAGAGGAGAGUUUGACGUGGAGCCGGGCUAUGGGGGCAGCCGCUGUGAUUACCUGGAAGAGAAGGGCAUCGAAACCUACCUUGUCAUUGCAUCCAGGCCCGAGGUGAAGAAAACAGCCACCCAGAACGGCCUCAAUGGCUUGGCCCUGCUGAAUGGAGCACCCACCUCCUCGAAGCCCAGCUCUCCUGCCCUCAUUGAGACCAAGGAGCCCAACGGGGGCGCCCACCCCGGCUCCCCGUCAGAGCACCCCGAGGAGCAGGAUGCUCAGGAGGACAACCCCGCCUUUCCCAACCCUCGCCAGAGGCUGCGGCUGCAGGACCUGGCCGACCGCGUGGUGGACGCCUCUGAGGACGAGCACGAGCUCAACCAGCUCCUCAACGAGGCUCUGCUGGAGCGCGAGUCCGCCCAGAUAGUGAAGAAGAGGAGCACCUUCCUGCUCUCCAUGCGGUUCAUGGACCCCGAGAUGGAGACCCGCUACUCGGUGGAGAAGGAGAAGCAGAGCGGGGUUGCCUUCAGCUGCUCCUGCGUCGUCCUGUUAUGCACCGUCCUGGUCGAGACCCUCAUCGACCCCUGGCUAAUGACGAACUAUAUGGCCUUUGUGGUGGGGGAGAUUCUGCUCCUGAUCCUGACGGUCUGCUCGCUGGCUGCCAUCUUUCCCCAGGCCUUUCCUAAGAAGCUCGUGGCCUUCUCGACUUGGAUCGACCGGACCCGCUGGGCCAGGAACACUUGGGCCAUGUUAGCCAUCUUCAUUCUGGUGAUGGCAAAUGUUGUGGACAUGCUCAGCUGUCUCCAGUACUACACGGGACCCAACAACGGGACCGCAGGGACGCAGGGGACAGCGGACGGCUGCGUGGAGAACCCCAAGUAUUAUAACUAUGUCGCCGUGCUGUCCCUCAUCGCCACCAUCAUGCUGGUGCAGGUCAGCCACAUGGUAAAGCUCACACUCAUGCUGCUCGUCACGGGGGCCGUGGCCAUCGUCAACCUUUACGCCUGGAGCCCCAUCUUUGAUGACUAUGACCACAAGCGCUUCCAGGAAGACGACUUUCCCGCGGUGGCCUUGGAGAAGAUGCAGGAGUUUUCCAGCCCUGGGGUCAACAGCACUGUCAGGUUGCCCCUGGUGCCUUCUAAGUACUCGAUGACAGUGAUGAUGAUCGUCAUGAUGCUGAGCUUUUACUACUUCUCCCGCCACGUGGAAAAGCUGGCGCGGACCCUGUUCUCGUGGAAGAUCGAGGUUCACAACCAGAAGGAACGUGUCUAUGAGAUGCGACGCUGGAACGAGGCCUUGGUCACCAACAUGCUGCCUGAGCACGUGGCACGCCACUUCCUGGGUUCCAAGAAGAGAGACGAGGAGCUCUAUAGCCAGUCCUAUGACGAAAUCGGGGUCAUGUUUGCCUCCCUGCCCAACUUUGCCGACUUCUACACGGAGGAGAGCAUCAACAAUGGGGGCAUCGAGUGCCUGCGCUUCCUCAACGAGAUCAUCUCCGAUUUCGACUCCCUGCUGGACAAUCCCAAAUUCCGGGUCAUCACCAAGAUCAAAACCAUUGGCAGCACCUACAUGGCAGCUUCGGGAGUCACCCCGGACGUCAACACCAAUGGCUUCACCGGCUCCAACAAGGAAGAGAAGUCAGACAAGGAGCGCUGGCAGCACCUGGCCGACCUGGCUGACUUUGCACUGGCCAUGAAGGACACACUCACAAACAUCAACAACCAGUCCUUCAACAACUUCAUGCUGCGCAUAGGCAUGAACAAAGGAGGGGUCCUGGCUGGGGUCAUUGGAGCCCGGAAACCCCACUAUGACAUCUGGGGCAAUACGGUCAACGUAGCCAGCAGGAUGGAGUCCACUGGGGUCAUGGGCAACAUUCAAGUGGUGGAAGAAACACAAGUCAUCCUGCGAGAGUAUGGCUUCCGCUUUGUGAGGCGGGGUCCUAUCUUUGUGAAAGGGAAAGGGGAGCUGCUGACCUUCUUCCUGAAGGGGCGCGACAGGCCCGCAGCCUUCCACAACGGCCCCGCUGUCACCCUGCCCCAUCAGGUGGUGGACAGCUCCUGAAGGGCCUCUCGCCCCACAGCAGUCCAGUGGGAAGGGGGGAUUUAAUUUUUGGGAUCAGAGAAAAGCUUUGGGAAAGGACAGACAAGUCCUAGCAUUCCCAGACUGUUGAAGUGCACACACACACAGACUUCAGGUUUAAAAAUCUCCUCAAGCCUCCAUUUGUCCGUGGAUAUCAUGUGAGCUCCCAGGUGGCCAUGGUUCUCAGAGAGUAGGAGCCCGGAACAGUCCUUCCUGAGCCCUCAUCCCAAUCCAGCACCUUCUCCCUGAGAGGCCGUGGCCACUGUGAGCAGGCAGGUGUCAUCGGGGAGCAGAGCUGCCCUUGCCUCCCUCUGGGCUGGGAGCAGAGGUGGGGAGGCCCUGCUCCGGGCCGGACCUUGCAGGCAGUGCUUCUCACCCAGGAAAGAGUGCCAGCUGGAGACCCGAUUCCCCACGUGGUCUGGGAUAGGCUCAAUGGCCCCAGUCCUGAUGUUCCUGAUAAUCUUGAAAGGUUCUUCUGGAACCCGUCACCUUAGUCACGAGAGCAGAAAGUGCAAUAUUUCCUUUUACCUGGUUGGGUGGGAGUGGGGGAGUUUAUUUCUGAAAGAAAAAUAUAUAAACAGAUCUACAUUUAUAUUUUUAACUUUCUGUUAAAAAAAAACUUUCCAAUAUUGCCUUGCCUUUUGAGCUCUUGCUACAGUUGCCUUUGCUACUGCUUUAAAAGAGAAUUUACAGGUAUUGAUAAAGAACAAAACUGUUUUAUUAAAAGCUUUGUUCAACUUGAA
Choloepus didactylus (southern two-toed sloth) is the source of this 4187-nucleotide messenger RNA. RefSeq names its product adenylate cyclase 3 (gene ADCY3). Gene Ontology annotation, molecular function: adenylate cyclase activity. Bases 1 to 3426 code for a protein of 1141 amino acids. NCBI's taxonomy places the organism in Eukaryota, Metazoa, Chordata, Mammalia, Pilosa, Megalonychidae. Gene Ontology annotation, cellular component: plasma membrane. The record is from RefSeq and is a predicted model, not a curated record. The transcript is spliced from 21 exons. Gene Ontology annotation, biological process: cAMP biosynthetic process; adenylate cyclase-activating G protein-coupled receptor signaling pathway; intracellular signal transduction.